This is a messenger RNA of Gadus chalcogrammus (walleye pollock), 2907 nucleotides long. It is a transcript of the gene jdp2b, whose product is annotated as Jun dimerization protein 2b. Gene Ontology annotation, cellular component: nucleus. The record is from RefSeq and is a predicted model, not a curated record. Gene Ontology annotation, biological process: regulation of transcription by RNA polymerase II. Gene Ontology annotation, molecular function: RNA polymerase II cis-regulatory region sequence-specific DNA binding; DNA-binding transcription factor activity, RNA polymerase II-specific. Bases 840 to 1337 code for a protein of 165 amino acids. NCBI's taxonomy places the organism in Eukaryota, Metazoa, Chordata, Actinopteri, Gadiformes, Gadidae. The transcript is spliced from 4 exons.
CCCCCUCCCCAGCCCUCUCUCUCUCUUCCUUGUGACAUGCGUUAACUUUUCUUUAUGCCCUUAUUCCAGCGUCAUAAUGUUUUAUGUUUCAUCGGGCUUUGGUUUUCAACUCGUAGUGUGUGAACGUGUGGUUCACCCCACGCUGCCGUUAGCUGAGGUUUUUUACGGACGAGGAUGUGUUGGGGAACGCGAAGUAAACGGUGUUGGUGGGGAACAUGCGAUGCGUUCAAAAACAGGUUUGUUGUGAUUCAUGUGUUAUAGUGUUAUUACAUAGUGUCGAUGGAGGAGGCUGCGUCUGGCGAGUAUUUUCGUGCAGGCAGGAAAACUUCACGGGUUUAUUUUCUGGUGGGAAGUGUCAGUCGGACUUAUGUAACGCUGCAUUCGCAACAUUGUGGGUUUUCGAGGAAGAGAAAAAAACAGACCCGGGAGUCUUGUAAGCCAAGCGACAACGUGUUCUCUGCGAGUUGGCGCUGCACACUUUGAACAGGGCAGCAUUACAGAGGGGCAUUGUAGGGCUAUUGAUUCACUGGUGGUCCCUAGUGUACAAAGUGGACAAUUUGAUGACAGUGGGUUACAAACCAGGGAACUAUGCGCAGGUAUGUUUACAUAACCUGCACUUCCAUGUGAUAAUUCUCGUGGUGGGCUUCUUGCAGAGCGGGUGGGUGUCGCAUAAAAAAUUUAUAUCCAGGCAAUGCUUGUGUUGACAUUGCAGAUGUCCAAUGAAGCAAACUGAAUGUAAAUUCAAUGUUGUUUUCAACAGCGUCCGCACCAAAUUGCAUCAUUGCUAAAAGAAGACUGCCAACUUAUCUCUGACGGCGGAGGCGGCCGGCGUGGAGGACAUGAUGCCGGGUCAGAUACCGGAGCCCUCGCUAGCCCCGGGCUCACUGCCCAGCCUGGGCCCGCUGGCCGGGAUCUCGGCCACCACGCUGACGGACCAGCUCAAGCUGCACGCCGACUUCAGGCAGCUGGGCGCCAUGCUGCACCCUCUGCACUUCCUGGACCGGCUGGGCAAGAGGCCGCUGGCCAUCAAGACAGAGAUGGACGAGGACGACGAUAGGAGGAAACGACGGCGGGAGAAGAACAAGGUGGCCGCCGCGCGAUGCCGGAACAAAAAGAAGGAGAGGACGGACUUCCUUCAAAAGGAGUCGGAGCGUCUGGAGACGGUGAACUGCGACCUGAAGGCCCAGAUCGAGGAGCUGCGUGUGGAGCGCCAGCAGCUCAUGGUGAUGCUCAACCUGCACCGGCCCACCUGCAUCGUGAGGACCGACAGCGUCAAGACCCCCGACGGGGAGGCCAACCCCCUGCUGGAGCAGCUAGCCCGGACCCCGCCCAAGUGAAGCAGACCACAGCAACACAAACAACAACAACAACAACAACAACAACAACAACAACAACAACAACAACAAAGGCACUGAUCGAAAUCGAUUGAAUCAAAACGACAACAAACUGAAAAACUGAAACUAGCAAACCCUCAAUCGAGCACUACUGCGGCGGCCAUUUUCUGUGACUCAAGGGGGAGAAGAAGAGGGAGACGAGGAGGAGGAGGAGGAGGAGAUGGAGAGAGAGGAAGGACAGAACGGACACACUUGUCUACAUAAGCACUUGAGCUCUGAGCUGGAGCAUUCAGAGACUCGCCUUCAGGGGCACAAAGACCUCAGAGGGGGAGGGGGGGGGGGCUUGCUACACGAGCUGGCUCUAUCCAAUCAGAAGACUAGGAGGACCCCCCCCCCUCCCCCCUCCCAUCCCUGUUUAUCUGCAUUAACUCCUUUCUUUUUUUUGUACUUUCUGGUUGGCUUUUUGUUGACAAACCCGCCGUGCCUCAUCGCUACCGUAACCGUGGUUACACAAUGGGACACACAGGGAGGAGAGUGGAACGACUGGAAGCCGAACAGACUCGACACACUAACGCCAAGACGGUGCUCUGUCACAAAACGCCUGAGUCAGGGGUGUGUGUGCGUGUGUGUUUGUGUGUGUGCGUAUGCGUGUGUGGUUGCGUUAGCCUGUGUGUGUGUGUGUGUGUGUGUGUGUGUGUGUGUGUGUGUGUGUUUGUUUGUGUGUGCGCGUGUGUGUAGGAGCCAACAAGGCGAAGUGUUUCCGCGGUUUUCCUUCGUAUUCUAGUAAAAUAUAUACAUGCGUUUUUUUUUUAAGCAUUUGAUACUCGAACACCAAAACAGAAAAGAGAGAGAGCGAGAGACGGAGAGCGUGCGACAGAGGCGACAUCUCUGCUCGGGUUUUUAUAAUGUUGUGGUUGGUUUUAUACGAUACGGUUGAACCAGUCCUUGCGUGUUGGCGCAGGCGUCACGACAAAGCACAUAUACUAAAACACAUGGAAUGUUUACACGCGUGUUCCUUCGGCCAUGUUGUCUGUCCAUUAUUGUACCUGUUUUAUACGGCUUUAUACAUGAUGACAAUACGUAAAACAUAUAUUAUGACAUGCUUGUCGGUCACUUGAUGUGAUCGAGUUUUAAACUUUAUUAUUACGGUCUACUCUUUUUUUUGUUUUUCUUAAGUCCACUUAUGUGUUUUUAUUGCGCUGUUAAACAGACGUAAGGAAUUAAGCAGAAAUCGUAAUCCGCUGAGCAGAAAUUCAAUUUCAAUGUUUUCAACUUGCACCUACUAUGUAUCUUUAUUAGUCUGUAUGGAAUAAAUUUUAUUUUCAAACUAUGAGAUAUGUUAUUGAGUCACUUCUAAUUCUUAGAAUAGGUCCAAGCUACAAAAUAGGGAACUUGUUAUAGGGGACGAUUAGGUCCAGUGGUUAAAAGGGUGAUAGGCCUACUAUGCCACCCGGUGUGAGUGUGAACGGCUUGUAAUGGCUCAUCACACUCACACCUGGUGGCAUAAUAUCACCCCUUUAAUUUAUUAUGAUAGACUAGCGGUGAAGCGUCUUUAGAAAAACAUGGAUGGAAA